UGCUAAGCCGAUAGUGCCAUCAUUGGCACAACAGCUUAAACUCACAAAAAAAACCAAAAUUUUCAGCGACCAAGGACGAGUUGCGAGGAGCCAGAGCCAGCAGAUCCCACAGCAGCAACAUGGGUGUUCCGAAGUUCUUUCGCUAUAUCAGCGAGCGUUAUCCGUGCCUCAGCGAGUUGGCGCGGGAGCACAGCAUCCCCGAGUUCGACAACCUGUACCUGGACAUGAACGGCAUCAUUCACAACUGCUCGCAUCCCGACGACAACAACAUCCACUUCCACCUGGAGGAGCACCAGAUAUUCCAGGACAUCUUCAACUACGUGGACAAGCUGUUCUACCUGAUCAAGCCGCAGCGACUCUUCUUCCUGGCUGUCGACGGGGUGGCUCCGCGCGCCAAGAUGAACCAGCAGCGCAGCCGGCGUUUCCGGUCCGCCCGCGAAGCGGAGCAGCUGGAGGCCAAGGCGGCGCAGCGAGGCGAGCGGCGGGAGCACGAGCGCUUCGACAGCAACUGCAUCACGCCGGGCACCGAGUUCAUGGUACGGCUGCAGGAGGGUCUGCGCGCCUUCCUUAAGACGAAGAUCUCCACGGAUCCGCUGUGGCAGCGGUGCAGCGUGAUCCUCAGUGGCCAGGAGACGCCCGGCGAGGGCGAGCAUAAGAUCAUGGACUACAUACGCUACAUGAAGGCGCAGCCGGACUUCGAUCCCAACACGCGACACUGCCUGUACGGACUGGACGCCGACCUGAUCAUCCUGGGACUGUGCACCCACGAACUACACUUCGUGGUGCUGCGCGAGGAGGUCAAGUUCGGGCGGAACGUGAAGCGGGCCUCCGUGGAGGAGACGCGCUUCUUCCUGCUGCACUUGGGCCUGCUGCGGGAGUACUUGGAGCUGGAGUUCGACGCCCUGAGCACCCCCGAGCAAAGGCUGGACGUGGCCCAGCUCAUUGACGACUGGGUGCUGAUGGGCUUCAUGGUCGGCAACGACUUCAUACCCCAUCUGCCGUGCCUCCACAUCUCCUCCAACGCGCUGCCCUUGCUCUACCGCACAUACAUCAGCAUUUACCCGUCCCUCGGCGGCAACAUCAACGAAAAUGGCAAGCUCAACCUGCGUCGCUUGCAGAUCUUCCUGUCGGCCCUUACCGAGGUGGAGCUCGAUCAGUUCAAGGAGCAUGCCGAUGACCUCAAGUACAUGAACGCCAAGACGGAGGCAUUUGACAUCGAUGUCGCCGAGAUCACCGCCAACGAGAGCUACGAUUCGGACCUAGGUGCCCUUAUCGAUCAAAGCAUGAAGCUUUACGAGAACGACAGCGAGGAGGACUGGAGCGACGAGGCGGCGGGUCUGAUGAGCGAGUUUCAGAACUACAAGCGCAACUUUUACCGCAACAAGUUCAAAAGUGAGGCGCCGGGCCAACUGAUCGAGGAGCUGGGCCACCACUACGUGAACGCGGUGCAGUGGGUCCUCGACUACUACUACCGUGGCGUCCAGUCCUGGGACUGGUACUACCCCUUCCACUAUGCGCCGUUCAUCAGUGACCUCAAGAAUAUCGAGCGGGUCCAGAUUAACUUCCAGAUGGGGACGCCUUUUCUACCAUUCCAGCAGCUUUUAGCGGUGCUGCCGGCGGCCAGUUGCAAGCUGCUGCCAGCCGCCUACCACGACCUCAUGCUGCUGCCGAGCAGCCCGCUGGCCGAGUUCUAUCCGCUGGAGUUCGAGAGCGACCUCAACGGCAAGAAGCACGACUGGGAGGCGGUGGUGCUGAUACCCUUCAUCGACGAACGGCGGCUGCUCAGCGCGAUGGUUCCGUGUGAGGCGCAGCUCACGGCCUCGGAGCGGAAACGGAACCGCCACGGGCCGAUGUACCUGUACAACCACACUCCAGACUCGCAGGGACCGAUGACCGCGCAACCGCCUCUGCGGGCACUGCCGAGCCUCUACUGCACGGAGGUGGCCAAGUGGUCACGAGACAUCGCUCUUAAUCUGCCGCACAGCGUGUGCGUGGAGCUGCCCAAUGCGGCGCGGCACGUCUUCUUCCCGGGCUUCCCCACUAUGCAGCACCUGCCCUUCGACUUUGAGCUACGGCAUGACCGCGUCAAGGUCUUCGAACAGGUGAGCCGCAACCAGAACAUGGUACUGAUGCCGCGCAAACGACCACUGGAGGACACCCUGGACGCGGUGGCCGGGCAAUAUCUGGAGCAGGUGGUGCACAUCGGUUGGCCGCAUCUCAUCAAGGCGAAGGUGGUGCGCGUGGCCACACGAGAACAGCGGGUCGACGAGGAGGGAAUCUCGCAAAACGACUCGCGUCGCUUCGAUUCGGAGUGCAAGUCGCUGCAGGAACACUUCACCACGCGCAUGGGAAUCAAGUUUGCCAACUACGACGUACUCGUUUACGUGCGCACGUUCGCCGGCAGCUCGAUAGAGUUCGGCUCCAAAGGGGCACUGAUGAUGCGGGACGCGUGGAGCAGCGCUGUCACCAGCUAUCCCGCCCAGGGUGUGCUGGCCGAACUGACCGUAAAGGAGAACAUACGCAAGCAGUUUCGCAAGGUGGAGGAGUUCUUCCCCGUCGGCAGCUCGAUCUUCUUUAUCGGCUACCCGUAUUUCGGCAGCGCGGGAACUGUGCUGGACCCAUUGCUGGCCUACAGCCACGGCCGUAUACAGGUCAACAUCCGCGUCCGCCCGGAACCGGACGUGAAGGCGGCACGCGCGUUCCAAGAAGAGCGUGACAAGGACCUGUUGAACACCUACGAUGUCUGCCAUAUCUUGAACAUCAAUGGGCGGGCGCUGGGCCGGCUCACCGGCACCGUGUGGGUGGUCCUCGGACCCCGACGGAAGAAGAUGGAGAACGUGGCCAAGCACAACAUUGGCCUGCAGCUCAAGUUUCCGCGCCAAAACGAGGAGCGAGCGGGCUACUGUUGCCGCAAUGGCAACCACUGGUUCUACUCCAGCAUGGCCCUGGAGCUAAUGCGGAAUUAUUGCGAGCGUUUCCCAGAUGUGGUGGACUUUUUUGGCGUCAGCAGCGAUCGGGGCGAGUACGUGUUCGAGGAGGAUGUGUUCCCGGACUCAGUUGGUCAGCACAAAGUUGAGGACCUGGCAAACUGGGUGCGCCAGCAGCCGCACAUGAAGGUGGAGCGCAUCUCGUGCGGCUCCAAGACAGUCUGCCGCGAAACUGUGGAGCUUUUGAUGGACGCCGUCGACGACUUGCGCUUACUGCCCGAGAAGGACGUUAAGCUGCAGGUGAAGCCGCACCUGCUCAUCAAGCCCAAUGUCACGCUGCCAGAAGCAUACCGGUCGCGUCGGCCGGUGCGACUCUUCGACCGCGUCAUUAUCGUCCGCACCAUUUACAUGGUACCAGUGGGCAUCAAGGGCACUGUGAUUGGCAUUCACCCCGUCACCGAUCCCAACCCGGUCCGAUUGGAAUGCGUGCAUGCCGUCGACACCUUCUGUGAGGUGCUGUUCGACAAGCCCGUGCCAAACUGCAACGAUAUUCACGGCAUCGCUCAGGAUCGAGUUUACAAGGUGCCGGAAAACGCUAUGGUGGUCAUCUUCACGAGUGACCAAGGACAGAAGGACAAAAGCGCGCAGUCGGCGCAGGCACCGCAGCAGAGCAGGACGCAGGCCGAAAACGACCGCAUGAACAUUCGAGAGCCCCAACAGGCGAGCACCAGUCGCUACGUGACCGCAGCAGGGACGGACUGGCUCCCGAUCACGAUGAAGACCCAGAUAGCCGAGGACUUCGUCAAGACGCGUGGCGAUUCUAGGACCAAAUCGGAUCGCUUCAAGCCGGUACAGCCGCAGCCGAUACCGGAACAGACUGACAACUGGCGGCAGCGAACCAGUGCUCCACCGCCCAAGCCCGCGCCAGACAAUUGGCGACAGAACCCCUCGCGGCAGCAAGGCGGUAGUUCGUCCGUUGCUCCGUCUAAAACUGCACCGACUGCUGCGCCGGCCACGUCCAAAGCUCCAGCAACAGCGAAUCCGCAGGCUCAGACCCUGGCGCUCAUGUCGUUGCUGGGCUUAAAGAAAGACCAGGACGCUCCGCAACCUCCACCCCAACUGCCGCAAGCUCCAGUUCCCGGCCAAAUGCCUGUGACUUCUUCCAGCGGAGAUAUGAUUUUCGCACAGAAUGCUGCUACCCAGUUUUCUUUACAGAAUCUUCCCAAGCCACCGCUUUUCUGGCAGCAGGAGGCCCAGAAGGAACAGCAGGCCCAGAAGGAACAGCAGGCCCAGAAGCUACAGCAGGCCCGCAAGCAACAGCAGGCUCAGGCACUGGAGCAAGCGCAGGAAACCACACGCAUUAAGAGUGCUGAGUGGUACAGAAGUGCAUCGACGGAAGCGGAGGCGGACCAGCAACCCAUAGCUGCCCCCCAAAUGAGAAAGCAACUUCCUCAGUACCAGCAACCGCCUCUGUUCCUGCAACAGCAACAGCAGAUGCAUGUGCAGCUCUCGAACGUGGCUAACUCCGGCUACAACAACGGAAAUCAGUCGCGUCCCAACAACAACACAGCUGCGCAAAGUGCCUUUAACAACAACGUGCGCAUGCAACAGCAGCAGCAGCAACUAUACCAGCAGUAUCAGCAACAAUAUCAACCGCCAGUCCAACAGCUGAAGGAGAUUAACAAUGUGGCACCUCGUUACUCGUCCAUACAAGAUUUUGUACCUAUUCAGGCGUAUCGUCCUAAGAAAACGAAGCGUGUCGGUCGCCAGGAUCCAGAAGCGAAAUCGUUGGAGGACUCCAUUGACACCAACUCUCGAUCUAGUCAGUCGGAUAAAUCGAUGAAUGAUCAGACUGUUGAGCUGAUGCAAACGCUCAAUAUUCAGCCAUCUACAUCACAGUCCGAACGUGCUUCCGCACCAGCAGCCGGCACGGAUGAAGCCGUACCAUCAUCUUCAACCCAGGCGAACAAGCCAAGGAAACAGCGAACUCCCCGAAUUGGCGCCAAGUUUGAUUUGGAUUAUAUUAUGCAUUGAGAAAAUAAUACAAUACAGACGUUGCUCCGAAUGAAUUGAUCUAUUCUAAACCCCAAAUACAUGAAAUUCGACGAUUACGUAGACUUAAUUUUAAAACCCACCUAGAUAUAUUCGCUAAGAAUGAUUUAGACGUAACCUUAUUUUUUUCUUUUCCUAGUCUGAAUCCUGAAAUGAGACUGACUCAUCCUUUUAUUUUCUUGUAAUAAACUCUAUUUUUUCCCUUAUA
Molecule: messenger RNA, 5187 nt
Organism: Drosophila rhopaloa
Lineage: Eukaryota; Metazoa; Arthropoda; Insecta; Diptera; Drosophilidae
Gene: pcm
Product: 5'-3' exoribonuclease 1
Exons: 11
Coding region: 120-4961 (1613 amino acids)
Biological process (GO): rRNA catabolic process; nuclear-transcribed mRNA catabolic process
Cellular component (GO): nucleus
Molecular function (GO): 5'-3' RNA exonuclease activity; RNA binding
Source: RefSeq, a predicted model, not a curated record